This is a messenger RNA of Vespula vulgaris, 2761 nucleotides long. It is a transcript of the gene Vha100-2, whose product is annotated as V-type proton ATPase 116 kDa subunit a 1. Gene Ontology annotation, molecular function: proton-transporting ATPase activity, rotational mechanism; ATPase binding. The record is from RefSeq and is a predicted model, not a curated record. Lineage: Eukaryota; Metazoa; Arthropoda; Insecta; Hymenoptera; Vespidae. Gene Ontology annotation, cellular component: plasma membrane; vacuolar proton-transporting V-type ATPase, V0 domain; vacuolar proton-transporting V-type ATPase complex. Gene Ontology annotation, biological process: proton transmembrane transport; vacuolar acidification. The coding region runs from base 187 to 2730 and encodes 847 amino acids. The transcript is spliced from 14 exons.
GGAUUUAUUCGAGCGUAGUGUUGAAUCUAGUCAAAUCACUCGUCGCUCAGUGUUGCACCUGCCGGAUCGUUCGAAACUUUAACUUCGUUCCCUUUCGUCGUUAAUCUACGUCUUCGUCGAUCUUCUAUUCCUUAGUGUUCGUCUUUGGUGUUGCUCUCCAAGGGUAAAUAGUAAAUCGCCUUCAAGAUGGGGGCAAUGUUCAGGAGCGAAGAAAUGGCCCUUUGCCAGUUAUUUAUCCAACCUGAGACUGCCUAUCUUUCCGUUUCCGAGCUUGGAGAAACUGGUACGGUGCAGUUUCGUGAUCUGAAUGGAGAUCAGAAUUAUUUUCAACGAAAAUUCGUUAACGAAGUUCGACGAUGCGACGAACUCGAACGGAAACUACGAUAUAUCGAAGCAGAAGUGAGAAAGGAUGAUGUACCUAUACCCGAUAAUUUAUCAGAGUUACCACGCGCACCUAAUCCACGUGCGAUCAUAGACCUCGAGGCGCAUCUCGAGAAAACGGAGAACGACAUAUUAGAGCUGAGCCACAACGCGGUCAAUCUGAAAAGCAACUAUCUCGAGCUGACGGAAUUAUGGCACGUCCUCGAGAAGACGCAAGUAUUCUUCACGGAGAAUCAAGAGUCGUUUCUUCUUCUUCUAUAUCAACAGGAAGAGGCCAACGACUCAAUCACUAGGGCUUUGAUUAACGAGGAAGCACAGAAUCCGAGCGCGUCGAGUCGAGGUCGACUCGAAUUCGUUGCUGGGGUGAUUAACCGUGAGCGAGUACCUACCUUCGAGAGAAUGCUUUGGAGAAUAUCUCGUGGAAAUGUAUUUCUUCGUCAAGCCGAACUCGAGAAGCCAUUGGAGGACCCGGCUACCGGCAACAAAAUCUAUAAAACAGCUUUCGUCGCCUUUUUCCAAGGUGAACAAUUGAAAAGCCGUAUCAAGAAGGUCUGCACUGGAUUUCACGCUUCCCUCUACCCUUGUCCGAACAGUCACGCUGAACGUCAAGAAAUGGCUAAAGACGUGCGAAUAAGAUUGGAGGAUCUUAACUUGGUUCUAAAUCAAACUCAAGAUCAUCGGCAACGUGUCUUACAUAGCGUAGCUAAAGAGCUCCUCAAUUGGAGCAUCAUGGUUCGUAAAAUGAAAGCUAUUUAUCAUACAAUGAAUCUCUUCAACAUGGACGUUUCGAAGAAAUGUUUGAUAGGAGAGUGUUGGGUACCCGUCGCUGAUCUUAGAAUCGUACAGACCUGUUUAACGGAAGGAUCGAAGCUCUGUGGAAGUUCGAUACCGUCUUUCCUCAACGUAAUUCAAACGGACGAGGAUCCUCCAACAUUUAAUAGGACAAAUAAGUUCACUAGAGGUUUUCAGAAUUUAAUAGACGCUUACGGUAUAGCCUCUUACCGUGAAGCCAAUCCGGCUCUUUACACGAUCGUCACUUUUCCUUUUCUUUUCGGUGUUAUGUUUGGAGAUGCUGGUCACGGUAUAAUAUUGAUAAUUUUCGCUGCGAUUAUGGUACUUCGAGAAAAAAAGAUCAUGGAACAAAAGCUUGAUAAUGAAAUAGCAAGUAUAUUUUUUCAUGGACGUUACAUUAUCUUGCUGAUGGGUAUCUUUUCUGUUUACACCGGUAUUAUCUAUAAUGACGUCUUUGCAAAGUCCCUAAAUAUUUUUGGAUCCAGUUGGAGAAACAAUUACAAUUAUACAACUAUAAAAGGUUCUCAUGCGCUCACAUUGGAUCCAGCUACGGAAGCUUACCUACAAUCACCCUAUCCUCUCGGUGUUGAUCCCGUUUGGAUGAUCGCCGAAAAUAAGAUACUCUUUCUUAAUUCUUACAAAAUGAAAUUGUCUAUAAUAUUCGGAGUCGUUCACAUGAUAUUCGGAGUUUGUAUGAGUGUUGUUAAUAUAAUACAUUUCAAGAAAUAUUCAAGUUUGAUCUUCGAAUUUCUUCCGCAAUUAAUCUUUCUGCUUGUUUUAUUUUUCUACAUGGCAUUUUUAAUGUUUGCUAAAUGGGUCAUGUACGAUGCGACUUCGUCAGAAUUAAGGUUCAAACCAGGCUGUGCACCAUCUGUGUUAAAUACUUUUAUUAAUAUGAUGCUGUUCCAACAUGCCAAGGUAGAAAGUGGUUGUUACGAGUACAUGUUCGAAGGUCAGGAGACGAUGCAAACGUGCUUUGUUCUCAUCGCACUUCUAUGCAUCCCUGUAAUGUUAUUCGGUAAACCGCUCUGUACAUUGUUUUGUUCCAAACCGAAAUCAUUAGAUGAUAGAAAAGUUCUUAGAAACGGUAAUGCUUCUCAAGAUAUAGAAUUGCAGAAUGUACCUUCGAUGAGUCAAACUGUAAGCGUGCAUCAAGAUCAUGAUAACAAUUUUAGCGAAUUGAUGAUUUAUCAAGCCAUUCAUACGAUAGAAUAUGUUUUAUCAACGGUUUCUCACACUGCUUCUUAUCUACGUCUCUGGGCUUUGUCUUUAGCUCAUUCUCAAUUAUCUGAGGUCCUUUGGAGUAGAGUUUUACGAAUGGGAUUAGGAGCUGGAGAGAGCAAUUACGUUUCAAGCGUUAUUUUGUUCUGUACCUUUGCUGCUUGGGCGUUUUUCACAGUUUGUAUUCUUGUUUUAAUGGAAGGACUAUCCGCCUUUCUUCAUACUCUUCGGCUCCAUUGGAUGGAAUUUAUGAGUAAAUUUUAUAAAGGAGAAGGAUACAUUUUUCAGCCAUUUUAUUUUAAAAAUAUACUAGACGCCGAGGAUGUUGAAGAUUAAUCGUUCAUAAAUAAACAAAAGCAAUAAUACA